UCUGAUCACAUGAUCAACAACAUGGCUGCCGAAUGAAAACAAACUUCGUGGGGUCCUGAGAAACUACGUCCCUUGUUAUUGUGAGAAGUAUGAAGGGGCUCGUCGUGAUAAAUCCUUUACCAGACAUCGUGUUCUACUGGGGAGACGCUGAAUUCACCUCACACAUCAACCGUCUGGGAGCGAGAGAGGGGAUAGCAGAACAGAAUGGCCUGUCAGAUGAAGUGGACCAGAAUGCCCUGGUGCAGUUCUUCUCCCCACUGCUGGCAUCGCACCGUUUCCUGAAAGCAGAGUUGGACAACCCCUACAGUUCCAUCAGCUGUGAGAAUGGCUUUCUCUUUGUGCUCAGACAGUUUGGAGAGCACCUGUACAUAGGAGUGUGUGGUGAUGGCUCAGAGUCAGAGGAGUUCUUGAAGAGAAAACUGUACGUCUUCCGAAGGCUGGCAGGGGUGCAUUAUGGGCCAGUUAUUGAUGAGCUGAGACCAGACUCCUCCCAUGGCAGGAAGAGAAGGUGGUCUUACAUGAGCAGGUUAAUCAACACCUGGGCACACCUGGCCUCAACAGAACAGAGCUUCCUGGUGGAGGCCGUGGAAAGACUGAAUGUAAACCAGGCACUGAAUGAGACCUGUAUAAACAUGCUGGAACAGGCUCUGAGUAAGGUACGGUCUGGUGGGGACAAGCACGCUGUACAUGCCCUUCUGUUAGUCAACACCAAGCUGCUGGCACUCUACUCAAGUCGGAAUGCGUGUGAGCUCCAGGCUGCAGACAUCCUUGCCAUCACCCUGGUGGUAAGGACCUUGUUUCCUACAGGUGACAGUCUGGAAGAACUGCUGUCCUUCACUCACACUCCCUCUACUCCACUCAGUAUCAGGAGAGUAACCACAGAGCGUUCCCCAACCCCAUCAUCAACAGAGUACUACAGUCCCAGCUCCAGUGUUGAGGAAACUGAACAGGAGAAGUCAGAGGGUCAGGGGGACAGCAGCCCAAGGCCUGUGCCAAGCAGGGACAUGUUCCACACUCCCAUCAUCCCCCAUGAGCAGGACAGUUUCCACACCCCCGCAGCUGUCCAGGACAGUUUCUACACUCCCCUCCAACCGACUCCAGCCAAUCAAAGAGCUCCAGAUCCAGAACGGAAUCCCCUUCUGCUGUCUGCUUGUGAGGAGGCUGUGGAUGAGUCAGCAGAGCAGAGUCAGGAAUAUGUCCACAUGCCUGCCUUCCUACAGACCCCCCUCUGUACCCACUCCCCACACCUGCUGCACUGUGUACCCAUCAUGCCCGGCACUGUACUGGUCAUCGUGAGUGAGGUCCCGAAGAGCCAUCUAGCUGGGCACAUCUGUCAGUGUCUGCUGACCCUGGUCACCACAGAGCUGAUGCAGGGGAGAAAGGGAGGCUCUGCACGGGAAGGUGGCCAAGGGAGGAACCAUGUGGAAGUGUUGGAGGGGAACGUCAAACGGGUCUUAGAUGCAACUCGUAAGAUGAAGGGAGGCCUGGAGCGUGUGCACAAGGACCUGGUGAACAGAUGGGACCUGGUCAGGAAAGGUGGACUGUCGGAAUACAUGGACAGUACUGCUGCUAACCCACCACCAAGGUUAGAAACAGCCCUGUCAGAGUUCACCAGGACACUAAAGGUGCUGUUCCGGCUGCUGUUCCUGACCUACAAGCCGCCACAGGCAGCUGAGGACAAGCAGAGGGAAACCAUGAGCACAGUUCAGGAGCUGGUCAGCAAGAAGAUCUGUGACUACAAGGACUACCUGUCAGUCAAGGCUCAGAGGAAUGUUACCAUGACGACGUAUCUGGAAGAUUUUCCUGGCCUCAUCCAUUUCUUGUACAUUGACCGGUCCAUGGACCUGGUCAUUGCCCCAGCCAUCAAUGUCACAACUAACCCAGACCCUGGCAGCUUUGAUGCAACUGCAGUUCUCAAAGUGAAGGUUUGGGAGAUGGUGCGCCGGUGGCAGCACUACCUCCAGAACAGCUUCACCUCCUCUGUGGUGAGGGAUGGAGACUUCUGCUACUCAUACUUCCUAUGGUUUGAGGACCCCUCAGGUAACCCGCUAUCCCCCCAGCAGCCAGUGAAGCAGGUACAAGGAGCACCUCCAGGCAUCCUGGCAGGACACUACUACAGAGACCUGUGUGCUAGGUGCUUUCCCACAAUGCCAGUGGGUGCGGUGAACUGUUAUGAGUUGAUGUGCAUGCACGUGGGGGUGAUUCCUGCGGAGUUUGUGGCGUCACACUGUCGGAAGCUGGCAGCCAUGUUAUGGGAAACUUCAGGGGAGGCUCACUCUCCCAUCAGCCUAUUAUAAGGGUCUGACCAUGCAUCAUGGAGAAGGAGAAUGUUGCAAUAGGAGAAGUAAAUUUCUCUUUGUAAUGUGAUUUUGCUAAAAUACUUUCUCAUGAAACAGUGAAAAGUGACCAAUAUUGUAUUUUGGUAAAAGAGCUUGCUUCAAAAAGGAACAAGUGAAGAGGAUAAUUGUAUACAUGUAUAAGGACCUGAAUCGUAUAGUGCAAUAUUUGUUUUAUAUGUCGUUACAAUCUCAAUAUGAUUUUUAAAUUUUUUUGUUACUCUUAUUCGUCAGUUUGAGACGGUACAUUCAUUUUCAUUGCAUAUAAGUGUAUGACAGCCUUCCUCAUAAAACAUUUUCUAUUUUAGAUGGUAGGAAAAUUAAAAUUUUGUGCAUUUGCCCAGGUUUAUUUGUUUAUUUCAAGGAGGUUAAAUACAAUUGUAUUUAACCUCCUUGUUUAUUUGAAGGAAAUACUUGCUGUUUCACAUUGUUGCAUUUUAAUGUGUCACUGUUUUAAUAUGCAAGGGGUAAAUAAUGCUAAAGCCUUUGUGCUAAGUCUUUUACUUGGCCUGUCUUUGAUACAUGUACUCUUUAGCA
This is a messenger RNA of Branchiostoma belcheri (Belcher's lancelet), 2873 nucleotides long. RefSeq names its product Hermansky-Pudlak syndrome 1 protein homolog. Gene Ontology annotation, biological process: vesicle-mediated transport. Gene Ontology annotation, molecular function: guanyl-nucleotide exchange factor activity. The record is from RefSeq and is a predicted model, not a curated record. Gene Ontology annotation, cellular component: BLOC-3 complex. Lineage: Eukaryota; Metazoa; Chordata; Leptocardii; Amphioxiformes; Branchiostomatidae. The transcript is spliced from 16 exons. Bases 90 to 2297 code for a protein of 735 amino acids.